AACACUUUAUUCUAUAAUCGAUAGAUUAAACACCUCUCCUCAUUGCACAAUUGAUUAAAUGCCUAGUGUUUUGGACGGUAGCGCAAAAAUGAAGAAGCACUGCGACAUUUGCUUUAUUAUUGUUUUUAAAUUACAUACAUAUAUAUUCGGUAGCAGGCCAUACUUACGUUGCAUUAUUAAGGUAUAAUGCUGAGAAAUGGACAAAUAUUGUUGUCUAAUACCAAAUUUGUAUGUUGCUCCUGCCAACAAUUGUCUACUGCUGGCGGAGGUAACUCGAAUUAUGCACAAAGAACAUUUUUCACUUUCAGUGAUCUGACGAAUAAAAAUCGGGAAUAUGUUAAAAAGGAAUUAAUAGGCUAUUCAAUGCAAGAAAUGUACGAUGUGGUUGCAGACGUUCCCAAUUACUAUAAAUUUGUGCCAUACGUAAAAAAGUCACUUGUACAUAGUCAACGAGUUGGCGGUUUCAAAGCUGAUCUUAUCGUCGGUUUUCCACCGCUUAACGAGCGGUAUACGUCGAAUGUUUCGUUUAAUGCUCCUAACCUGGUUAAAUCAGUAUGUAAUGAUGGUAGAUUAUUCAACUUUUUACUAAACGAUUGGCGAUUCAGUCCAGGACUUAAAGAUAUUCCGCAAUCAUGUGUUGUCGAUUUCAAAGUAACUUUCGAAUUCAAGUCCCUCAUACACAGUAAUAUUGCGAAUAUAUUUUUCGAUUUGAUUUGUGAUCAAAUGGAGCAUGCAUUUGUCGCGGAAGCCGAACGAAGAUAUGGGCCACCUUCGAUUAAAUCGCAUAUUCUAUCAUGGCGAAGAUCCUGACUAAAGCUCGUUAAAAAAAUAAUAUAAGCUAAACUUUAUUAAAGAGCUUGUGUGCUAUUAUUGUCUUAUAUUUGUUAAAAGAUUAAUGAAAGCAUUGUAUACUAUUGCAAUUAGUGAACGAUAGUAAGCAUUAGCACUGGUGAUUUUUGAUCAAUAGUGCACAAAAUGGCUUUCAGACGUACUUUCUUUUUUAUUCAAUUUAUGUUUUAAACUUUUUAAGCCUACUGUAAAUAUUAAGUAUUGUGAAACACAUCUAAAUCAAAGAAAUAUUAAAAUAAUGGCUAUGUCAGUCAUAA
Messenger RNA from Zeugodacus cucurbitae (melon fly), 1106 nucleotides. RefSeq names its product coenzyme Q-binding protein COQ10, mitochondrial. Gene Ontology annotation, cellular component: mitochondrion. Gene Ontology annotation, biological process: ubiquinone biosynthetic process; cellular respiration. The transcript has 3 exons. Bases 187 to 810 code for a protein of 207 amino acids. Lineage: Eukaryota; Metazoa; Arthropoda; Insecta; Diptera; Tephritidae. The record is from RefSeq and is a predicted model, not a curated record. Gene Ontology annotation, molecular function: ubiquinone binding.